This is a messenger RNA of Amoebophrya sp. A25, 368 nucleotides long. Lineage: Eukaryota; Dinophyceae; Syndiniales; Amoebophryaceae. The record is from the annotation of a GenBank genome assembly.
GUAAAAAUGUCUCAUGGUCCAGGGAGCGGUGGCGCUGGAGGAUAUGCCACCUCUGCAAAUGAACGUUCCCAACAACGUGGGAGCGGCAGUGGUCACUUCCCCCCGUCGAUGCCGCUGCCUAGCCUCGUUGCGGGAGAGUGGUGGCGGGACUUCCUAACCAAGCGGGAGCAUGAUGUGAAUCGCUUUCUUUCACGACAGAUGUUAAGGCUAGUACUACCGCUGGAGCAUCCUCAAGAACAUCUUCAUACUUGGUUCAUCUUUUUCUCCUUGAAAAAGAAGCAUCCAAGCCUGAUGGUCUCGAGGAAGAUGCGACCACGACGGGACGAAGUAACUCUAAAGCUGAAAGGUUUAGGUUCGUUUGGAGAACC